AUGUCCGACCAGUCGCGUGCUUCUGCGAAUGCCGAAGAGGAGCGCGCGGGAAGUUCGACCGGCUCGACACAAGAGAAACUUGACACCACGACAGAAAAGGAACAACACGAGCAGGAACAGGACACAGUGGAAAAGAAAGAGGAGGAAGAAUCACAGCACGGCCAACCCGAAGAAGGAGAAGACACAGCUUCUGCACCCCCGUUACCCGACGAGGUCCCCCCACCACUCCCCGACGAAGCACCGCCUGGCCAGCUCAGUGACGAUGGAUGGGAGCCCGUAUGGGAUGCCACUGUACAAGCAUACUAUUUCUACAACCGGCUCACAGGGCUCUCACAAUGGGAGAACCCUCGCGUGCCCGAACAACCAGCAGCUCCUGGCACAGAACCCACCGAGAAUCAAGCAGAACCUCCGAGACCAAAGUCGCCUGUGCUCGGUGGUUAUAACCCCGCUAUCCACGGAAGUUAUGACCCAACAGCAUCAUAUGCGCAGCAAUACGAAGAGCCAAAAGAUCUGAAUGCACCCGUGGUUGACCCGGCUGCUGCUUAUGCUGCCGCUGGAACCUUCAACCGGUUUACUGGUCGAUGGCAGGCACAGUCGAUCAACCCGGAGAACCACAACGACGAGAACAAGUCCCACCGCCAGAUGAAUGCGUACUUUGACGUCGAUGCUGCGGCUAAUGCACACGAUGGUCGGAGUCUGCGCGCUGAGCGGAGCGCUAAGAAAUUGACCAAGAAAGAGCUGAAGGAGUUCAAGGAGAAGCGCCGGGAGAAGAAGGAGGAGAAGCGGAGAGCAUGGCUACGGGAUUGA
Molecule: messenger RNA, 807 nt
Organism: Penicillium pulvis
Lineage: Eukaryota; Fungi; Ascomycota; Eurotiomycetes; Eurotiales; Aspergillaceae
Product: WW domain-containing protein
Exons: 1
Coding region: 1-807 (268 amino acids)
Molecular function (GO): protein binding
Source: RefSeq, a predicted model, not a curated record